GACAGGAGGACGCGGAGCUGCAUUCCCAUCAUUCUGUGAGGAGAGGAGGACCCCCCUGCGCACCCACGACCGGAGGAGACGCCGCGCCACAGAAGAACAUUCUCAAAAGCAAGAAUCCAAGUCCAGCUCUCUGCCCGCCACCAUGUCAGCUGGAGGAGACCUGGGGAACCCCCUGAGGAAAUUCAAACUGGUGUUCCUGGGCGAGCAGAGCGUGGGGAAAACAUCUCUCAUCACUAGAUUCAUGUAUGACAGUUUCGACAACACAUAUCAGGCAACCAUUGGAAUUGACUUCUUAUCAAAGACGAUGUACCUGGAAGACCGAACAGUAAGGCUCCAGCUGUGGGAUACAGCUGGACAGGAGCGUUUCAGGAGCCUCAUCCCGAGCUACAUACGAGACUCUACAGUAGCUGUGGUCGUGUAUGACAUUACAAAUGUGAACUCGUUCCAGCAGACCUGCAAGUGGAUUGAUGAUGUCAGGACAGAGAGAGGAAGUGAUGUCAUCAUCAUGCUCGUCGGCAACAAAACAGACCUGGAAGAGAAGAGGCAAAUCACGAUCGAGGAAGGCGAGCAGAGAGCCAAGGAGCUGAACGUCAUGUUCAUCGAGACCAGUGCCAAAACGGGCUGCAAUGUCAAACAGCUGUUCCGUCGGGUUGCAGCAGCCCUUCCUGGAAUGGAAAGCUUGGACGACGCAAAUCCUGAAGGCAUGAUCGACAUCAAGCUGGACAAACCGGCAGAGCCUAGUGUCCCCGAGGGAGGGUGCUCAUGUUAAUGCAGAGCUGCUAUCGGACAGCUCCCUUCACACCAUAGGCUUGUUGUGUUGCUUACUACUGGUUAGCUUCCAGUUGACUUCUCCGAUUGGAUAUAGGACCUUGGCCUUGUAUCUGAUUGGACAAAUCAAAUGUUAUCUCUCAGUCUUGUUCAGUUGUAAAAUAUUGUAUACUUUGUCAAUAUGUAAGUGACUAUCGGAGUUAAGGGAUGGAAAAAAGAAAUCAUUGACAUGAAGAUGACCAAAAAAACAUGAGUUUUGGAAAAAUGAAAAAGGGAGAAAAAUUGAACAACCAACGGAGUUCUUUUCGCUGUUAUGUUUUGUAUUUUUUUAUAUAUAAAAAGGGAAAGCACCAAAAAUGAUGCCUAAACACAGAAGGAGAAAAAGUGGGGGCCGAACACGUCUGAAUGUCUGCAGCACGCAUGCACGCUGAUCUGAUCCUUGACCUUUGGCCUGCCCUCCAGGGUCCCUGCACUCUGGGAGGAGGUUGACUAUCUUAGAAUGUUUUAUAGCAUCUCUCUAUAGCAUCUCAUGACAAAAAACGUAUCUCAUUUGAUAUUCCCACAAGAGUCAACUUCCAGUAGGUUCACCUAACAGUAGCUGUGAAAAUGUGGCACUCUAUCUCUCUAUGGGUUUAACUUUUAUAGAACAAACUGUACUGUGGUUAAACAAAAAAAAGAAGUAAUACAAAGACAACUUACUAUCACAACUCCCCCCUCCCUGAGAACACUCCUCUCCUUCGCCUCCUUUCCUCCCUUUAUCCCUCCCCCCUUCCAGUCGCCCCAUCCCUCCAUCCUGGUAAUACACAUAACGAUCCACUGUAAUGCACUGCACUGUAUAUAAUAAUGUAAUAUGUAUGUUGUGAACGUCCCUCUGUAGAAGUGGUCCUUGUUCACCAGUAUGAAUAAUGUAAUAAUGUUUAAUGAUUAAUAAAUUACAAAUUAAAGGGCUUCACUCUCCUAACCAUCAA
Messenger RNA from Scophthalmus maximus (turbot), 1736 nucleotides. RefSeq names its product RAB6B, member RAS oncogene family b (gene rab6bb). Bases 143 to 769 code for a protein of 208 amino acids. NCBI's taxonomy places the organism in Eukaryota, Metazoa, Chordata, Actinopteri, Pleuronectiformes, Scophthalmidae. The record is from RefSeq and is a predicted model, not a curated record. The transcript is spliced from 8 exons. Gene Ontology annotation, molecular function: GTP binding; GTPase activity.